GCGAUUCCCGCGGUGCGCACGCGGUCUUGUCGAACGUCUAUAUAUAUCGCGCGCGAGAAAUGCCGCUUACAGUCGCGUGGUAAACGUUAAGUGACCAUAGGAGCUGCUGUCAAGUGUUGGAAGUAACCUAGUUUAUUAAUUCACAAUGCCGCCUCAAGGGCAGCCCCCGGCCUGGGUGCUGGACGAGUCCGACGCCGUCACUGAGGACAAAGACGUGGCCACCCCCGCCCCGGAGGCCGAGAAGAGGAAACUCCAGAUUGUCUGGAGGAAUGUCACCCUGUUCGUGUUCCUGCAUAUCGGGGCGCUGUACGGCGGAUACCUGUUCUUCACUAAGGCUAUGUGGAUCACCAGGAUAUUUACGGUUAUAUUAUACAUAAUGUCUGGCCUGGGCAUCACGGCGGGAGCGCACAGGUUAUGGGCCCACAAGUCAUACAAGGCGCGCCUGCCUCUGAGGAUACUGCUCACACUGUUCAACACACUUGCCUUCCAGGAUUCUGUGUUGGACUGGGCGCGUGACCACCGCAUGCACCACAAGUACUCGGAGACCGACGCCGACCCGCACAACGCCACUCGUGGCUUCUUCUUCUCGCACGUUGGCUGGCUAUUGGUGCGAAAGCAUCCACAGAUCAAGGCCAAGGGGCACACCAUCGAUAUGAGCGACUUACUGGCCGAUCCUGUCCUGCGCUUCCAGAAAAAAUACUACCUGACCCUGAUGCCGCUCUGCUGCUUCAUCCUACCCUCAUACCUGCCCACUCUCUGGGGCGAGUCUCUGUGGAACGCCUACUUCGUCUGCGCCAUCUUCCGUUACUGCUACGUCCUCAACGUCACCUGGCUGGUCAACUCGGCCGCCCACAAGUGGGGAGACCGUCCCUACGACAAAAACAUCAACCCUGUCGAGACCAAGCCUGUGUCUCUUGUCGUAUUUGGCGAAGGCUUCCAUAAUUAUCACCACACUUUCCCUUGGGACUACAAAACUGCUGAGUUGGGAGGCUAUUCUCUCAAUCUUUCAAAGCUCUUCAUUGAUACUAUGUCUAAAAUCGGAUGGGCGUAUGAUCUUAAAUCAGUUUCUCCUGAUAUUGUCGAGAAGCGAGUGAAGAGAACCGGUGAUGGAAGCCACCAUGUUUGGGGAUGGGACGACGCGCCGGCGGACCAGAAGGUGGCGGCGACUAUUGUCAACCCCGACAAGACUGAAUGAACUGAUUAGAUCGGAUGACAUACGAGAAGUCUGUAUUGUGAUGUGAAGAUUAGCUUAGUGUAGGUGUAUCUGCUUUUAGCACCAUUUAACUAUAAAAA
This is a messenger RNA of Cydia amplana, 1293 nucleotides long. RefSeq names its product acyl-CoA Delta-9 desaturase-like (gene Desat3). Gene Ontology annotation, biological process: unsaturated fatty acid biosynthetic process. Gene Ontology annotation, cellular component: endoplasmic reticulum membrane. The coding region runs from base 146 to 1195 and encodes 349 amino acids. The record is from RefSeq and is a predicted model, not a curated record. Lineage: Eukaryota; Metazoa; Arthropoda; Insecta; Lepidoptera; Tortricidae. The transcript is spliced from 5 exons. Gene Ontology annotation, molecular function: iron ion binding; stearoyl-CoA 9-desaturase activity.